Columba livia (rock pigeon) is the source of this 3390-nucleotide messenger RNA. It is a transcript of the gene SLC6A7, whose product is annotated as solute carrier family 6 member 7. Gene Ontology annotation, cellular component: plasma membrane. Gene Ontology annotation, molecular function: L-proline transmembrane transporter activity. The record is from RefSeq and is a predicted model, not a curated record. NCBI's taxonomy places the organism in Eukaryota, Metazoa, Chordata, Aves, Columbiformes, Columbidae. Bases 339 to 2333 code for a protein of 664 amino acids. The transcript is spliced from 13 exons. Gene Ontology annotation, biological process: sodium ion transmembrane transport.
AGCAGCCGUUCCGCCUUGCUGCCCCGGUUGGGGGCUGAGGUCCCGGACCCCCCUCCUCGGCAGGGGUGCGGUUGACAGACAGCCCUUCUCCAGCCUGCCCAGAGCCGUCCCUCCUCCCUCCCUGCUCAGCACGCAGCCAUCCUCAACUCCAGGCAACCCUUUCCUCCAGCCCUGCUCCCCCCGACCCUCCCCUGCCCCCCGCCCAGCCAGCUGGCAGGCACCUGGCACCCUCCUUGCCUGUUAUCGCUUUGCCCGCUCCCCCUUCUCCUUCCCUAUCACUGGAGAAAGCGAGAGGAACAAGUGUCGGAGCAGGGAGCGCAUAGCAACAGGAUUCUGGGAUGAAGAAGAUUCGGCAGCAGCAUCUCCGGAAGCCGGUGACACCAGAGCUCCUGGUGAGUCCCAGCAGCCAGGAUGGGGACCUGUGCUCUGAGUGUCCAGAAGACAGAGGGAACUGGACAGGGCGGCUGGAUUUCCUCCUCUCCUGCAUCGGAUACUGUGUGGGCCUCGGAAACGUCUGGAGGUUCCCGUACAGGGCUUACACCAACGGAGGAGGAGCUUUCCUGGUUCCUUACUUCAUCAUGCUGGCCAUCUGCGGGAUCCCCAUCUUUUUCAUGGAGCUGUCACUUGGCCAGUUCUCCAGCCUGGGGCCACUUGCUGUCUGGAAGAUAAGCCCCCUCUUUAAAGGUGUUGGCAUGGGUACGAUUCUCAUCGUCUCCCUGGUGGCCAUCUACUACAAUAUGAUUAUUGCUUAUGUUCUUUUCUACCUCUUUGCAUCCCUCACAAACGACUUGCCCUGGCAGCACUGUGGCAACUGGUGGAACACCAACCUGUGCCUGGACCACCACAUCAUCAAGGCGGGGAACGCCACCUUCCCUGUCAACAUCACCAACACCGUCAGCCCAAGCGAGGAGUACUGGAGCCGGUACGUCCUGCACAUCCAAGGGAGCUCUGGGAUUGGAGAUCCCGGGAGGAUCCGCUGGAACCUGUGUCUGUGCCUGCUCCUUUCUUGGACUAUCGUCUAUCUGUGCAUCCUAAAAGGAGUCAAAUCCUCUGGCAAGGUCGUGUACUUCACCGCCACCUUCCCGUACCUCAUCCUGGUGAUGCUGCUCAUUCGUGGUGUGACCCUGGAGGGGGCCUGGAAGGGCAUCCAGUUUUACCUCACGCCCCAGUUUGAUCACUUGCUGUCUUCCAAGGUGUGGAUCGAGGCAGCCCUGCAGAUUUUCUACUCCCUUGGGGUAGGCUUUGGGGGCCUCCUCACCUUUGCCUCGUACAACACCUUCCAUCAGAAUAUCUACAGGGACACCUUCAUAGUGACCCUGGGCAAUGCCAUCACCAGCAUCCUGGCAGGGUUUGCCAUCUUCUCUGUUUUGGGAUACAUGUCCCAGGAACUUGGGGUCCCUGUUAACCAGGUGGCAAAAGCAGGUCCUGGCCUGGCUUUUGUGGUGUACCCCCAGGCCAUGACAAUGCUCCCCCUUUCUCCAUUCUGGUCUUUCCUGUUCUUCUUCAUGCUGCUAACCCUUGGCCUGGACAGCCAGGUAAGGACAGAGCCCACCAAGCCAGCCACAAUGCCCAGGCAGCCCAGGGGGCUCAGGGGACCUCUUCUCCUUUGUGUGCAGUUUGCCUUUAUGGAGACCAUUGUUACAGCAGUGACUGAUGAAUUUCCCUACUACCUACGGCCAAAAAAAGCUUCCUUCUCGGCUAUCAUCUGCAUUGCCCUCUUCCUGAUGGGGCUCAUCCUCACAACGGAGGGUGGGAUGUACUGGCUGGUCCUGCUGGAUGACUACAGUGCUGGCUUUGGUCUCAUGGUGGUGGUGAUUACUACCUGCCUCGUGGUGACACGUGUCUAUGGCAUGAAGAGGUUCUGCCGCGAUAUCCACAUGAUGCUGGGCUUCAAACCAGGGCCCUACUUCAGAGCCUGCUGGAUGGUCCUGUCCCCAGCAACAAUGAUGGCUCUCCUGGUGUACAACAUCAUCAAGUACCAGCCCUCUGAGUACGGCAGCUACCGCUUCCCUGCCUGGGCUGAGAUCUUGGGCAUCCUCAUGGGAGUUCUUUCCUGCCUGAUGAUCCCCGUGGGCAUGGUGGUGGCUGUGCUCCGAGAAGAAGGGACACUGUGGGAGCGGGUCCAGCAGGCCAGCCGUCCCGCCAUGGACUGGGGCCCAUCGCUGGAGGAGAACCGGACCGGCAUGUACGUGGCGAGCCUGGCUGGCAGCCAGUCCCCCAAGCCGCUGAUGGUCCACAUGAGGAAAUACGGGGGUAUCACCAGCUAUGAGAACACAGCCAUCGAGGUGGACCGGGAGAUGGAGGAGGAUGAGGAAGAGGAGUCCAUGAUGUGAGGAAACCCAGCACCCUGCGGGCUGUGGGGGGCUCAUUCCCCCCUAAUUUGCACAGGUUGCACUGCGGCACUUCAGGAUGGCUCAGGGGGUCUUCUUUUGGGGAGCAGUUGGGAGCUGCCGACCCUGCCCGUCUCCUCACUACCACCCUGGCCCCACGAGGAUGGAGCUCCUGCCCAUCCCAGUCCCCUCGAUGUGUUUCUGUUCAGUGUGACAAGCUGUGUGACGAGUCCGUGUGUUCGUGUGACAGUGUCUGGUGAAAGAGUCAGGACUGCCCCACUCCUACCCACAUCCUCAGCCCUGCCCUCCCCAUGCAGGGAUGCUUGGGCUGCAGCCGCCAGGGAGGAGCAGGUCCUCUGAGUUAGUCUGUUCUCUGCUUGUGUAUAUUUAACUCCAAUAACCCACAAACAAGUGUGAGAAAGGACUGUAAUAUCCUCUGUGCCCUAGGGACAGUGUGUGCUGGUGUGCUCACAUGGAGGUACUUCAGCAAAACCAGUGUAAAUCAGUGUCCUGCUAAAGAAAUCUGACCUCAUAAAUGAGCAGCUAAAAAUAAUUAGAAGUGGGGAAAAGAAAAUGCCUUGUAAACAAACCAGCUCGGGCCUUUCCAAGCUUGUAGGUUCCCCAUGGACCUCGGUGGGUCAGGGCAUCUUGCAGGGCUGGGGGAAACUGAAGGGAGGGAGGAGGAUGAUGACCUGUUCCCUGUGUGUGCAGGAGGACAAAGGACAGGUCUCAGCUGAACCCAUUGCCAAAGGAGGACCUGUGCCCAUCCCGAAGGGGAAUUCGAGGGCUGUCCCUAGGCCUGGGUGCCACUUUUCCCAGGGAAAAGCAAAGGGCUAAGUUUGAGUGACUGUGUAUAAUUUUGGGAUAGCUCAGCCUAGGGCCCAUGUCCCAAAGCUCCCAUCUCCUGCUGAUGCUGCUGGCCGGGGUGGGGGGAGGGGGUGUCAGUGAGCUCCUGGUUGGGUUUUAUGGACCGGUUGCUGCCAGUCCCCAUUACCACAGUGUCAUGUACACCUUCUCACAUAUACCAUCAGCUCACCAUUAAAAAACAGUGUGUGACACA